Messenger RNA from Ilyonectria robusta, 1943 nucleotides. RefSeq names its product major facilitator superfamily domain-containing protein. The transcript is spliced from 3 exons. Gene Ontology annotation, molecular function: transmembrane transporter activity. Gene Ontology annotation, biological process: transmembrane transport. The record is from RefSeq and is a predicted model, not a curated record. NCBI's taxonomy places the organism in Eukaryota, Fungi, Ascomycota, Sordariomycetes, Hypocreales, Nectriaceae. Bases 275 to 1651 code for a protein of 458 amino acids. Gene Ontology annotation, cellular component: membrane.
GUCAUAGCAUAGCAACUUAGCUGGCGAGUCGUUGUCAAACCUGUCGUAUAUCAAGUCAAGAGGCUGCUGUUUAGACUAACACGGCCUGCUUCUGGCCUGGCACAUUCGAUUCGCAUCUGCUGUCCAUGACCGUUGCCCGUCUUCCAUUCGAAUCAAUCAAUCCCUGUCUAAUCUGCUGAGCUAGGGUCAAUCAACAGCUGCCCCAACCCAGCCAGUCUCCCCCUUUGAUAACCUGAUAACACGCAGGAAGAAAAAAAAAAAAGUUGCAGCUCCGAUGGAUCGCGAUAUCGAAAAGGCCUCGACGCACUCGGGCGAGGCCGCCGAGGACGCGAGCACCAUCUUCGCGCCCAUCCAGUCCCGCGCCAGACGCCCAUCCGCCGCCAACUCCAGGCCGUCGACGUCGGAAGCCCUGAGCCGCGCCGUGUCCCAGAACGGCUAUGGCUGCGAGGACGGCGCGAACAGCUCCGACGACCAGGCGCAGGACUCGCCCGCCGAGAAGGACCCCUUUGAGGUCGGCUGGGACGGCGGCGAUGAGGACCCCAUGUGCCCGCGCAGCUUCGGCAAGGUCAAGAAAUGGACCAUCACCGUCAUCGUCUCAAUGGCGAGUUUCUGCGUGACCGGUGCCAGUUCCAUCUACACGUCAACUUAUAUGCAAAUGGAGGCUGAAUUCGGCAACUCGCGCAUCGUCUCGACUCUGGGCCUCUCGCUGUUCGUGCUCGGCAUCAGCCUGGGCCCCAUGUUCCUGAGCCCGCUGAGCGAGUUCUACGGCCGCCGACCCAUCUAUCUCGUGUCGUGGUCCAUGUACGUCAUCUGGAUCAUCCCGCAGGCCGUCGCUCGCAACAUCGCCACUGUGCUCAUUGCGCGCUUCCUCGAUGGCUUCGCUGGCAGCGCGUUCCUGGCCGUGUCCGGCGGCACCGUUGGCGACUUGUUUGCGCGCCAGGAGCUCCAGGCGCCGAUGCUGAUGUUCUCCCUGGCGCCGUUUGUUGGUCCGUCGAUUGGCCCCCUGAUCGGCGGCUUCAUCAACUACAACGCCGAUUGGCGAUGGACCUACUAUGUGCUCCUGAUUUGGGGCUUCGCCAUCUUGGUGAGCAUCGUGUUCCUGGUGCCGGAGACCUAUCAUCCUAUCCUGAUCAAGAACAAGGCCAGCAAGAUGCGCAAGGACACAGGCGACGAGCGAUGGAUGGCGCCCAACGAAAAAUCCCAGAAGUCCGUCAUCAGCGCCGUGAGCCACUCGCUCCUCACGCCCUUCCAGCUGCUCAUCUUCGAGCCCAUGUGCCUGAACCUGUGCAUCUUCUCCGCCAUCCUGCUCGGCAUCCUAUACCUCUUCUUCGGCGCGUUCCCGCUCGUCUUUCGACAGAUCUACGGCUUCAGCCUGUGGCAGGUCGGCCUCACCUUCCUGGGCAUCCUCAUCGGCAUGCUGCUCGCCGCCUGCCUGGACCCCGUGUGGUAUCGCAUCCGCGCGCGUCUGGUAGACAAGCUCAGCCAGGAGACGGGCAUCGAGGGCUCCAGCGAGCCAGAGUUCCGCCUGCCCCCGGCCAUUCUGGGCUCGAUCCUCGUCCCCGCGGGCAUCUUCAUGUUUGGCUGGUCGUCGUACCCCUGGGUGCACUGGAUUGUCCCCAUUAUCGGAUCCGCCAUCUUUGGAGCUGGGUAAGUAACUGAAAUGACACCUACAAACACACAACCACAUAUUCCAUGCGGCGGUCGUAAGAGGGCUCUGGGCCCCUGCGUCGGUCCUAGGAGAGCAAGAGUCGUAACCCCUGAGCCAGAUGUUGUACAAGACUUGGGACGGCUGACUCUUGGCUCCUUUGUCACACAAUGGCCCAAACCCACGGGCUCAAGUCAGCGUGCCUUUAGUCACGGCUUGGUCAUGGCCGCCGCAUGCGCUCUCCCCUAAUCUCGUAUCCCCUCUGCGUAUAACCGUCGGUGGCUAACCGCUUGGUGUU